GAACAGCAAGACCACGGAGCGAACGAGAAAGAACGACGCAUCGGCAAAGACAAGCACGGGACGGCGUCGCACCGACAAGGACAGCCCCAACAACGAAGCUGCUCUCUCCUCGCCAUCGCUGAUCGGCCCCGCUGAUGCAGCAGAUGCAGCAGAUGCAGCAGUUCGGAAACGACGACACGGACACCCCCCGCGCGGGGAUCAAGGUCACCGCAGCGCAGGUGCAGGCCAUCUUGGAUGCCCACGGCAUCCCGUCCGACAGCGACUGCGUCGUCGAGCCGGUCGAAUGUGGGUUCAACAACCAGACCCUCAUCGUCAACAGCAAGUAUGUCCUGCGGCUGUGUGGCCGCCACUGGAAGGAGACCAAGACCCUCAAUGAGAUGGUCGCCCUCACCAUUCUUGGAGAGAGCAUGCCUGAGUUCGCCCCGCGGCUGCUCGGUUAUCAGUGCAAGGCGUCGGGGCUCCUUGCCUACGAGUAUAUUCUCAUGACGAAGCUGGAGGGCAGCAAUCUCGAGGAGCUGUGGCCCAGCCUGACACUUCCUCAGAAACUGGAUGCCGUCCGGCAGAUCGCCAAGAUCCUCCACCGGGUUCGGACGACGGGAAGCUGGAAAGAAACAGGAAGUCUGUCCCUUGCCCCAGACGGAAGGACCGUCGUCGUUGUCGACGAUCUCAUCGGCUUUGGCCGAGCCUCGUCGUGGGCGACUGCCAUCGAGAACAAGAUCAGAACUCAGGUCGAAAAGCUGGAGAACCUUGCGAUCGACUCGAUCCUGCGACCGCUGCAGUCGCUGCUUCCCCGAAUCCGCCAGUUCCAGGCGCUUUUUCACGAGCAAGGCGCCGCCUGGAUCGAUGCCGAGAAUAACGCAACCGUGGUAUUCACCCAAGGUGAUUUUGAGCUGCGGAAUGUCAUCGGACGCCUUGAAAGCGGCCGGAUUGUGGUCAGCGGGCUCGUCGAUUACGAGUUUGCAGGUCCCGCCGACUGGCUCCGUGAAUGGCAUGAAGGGUUCAGCUUUGCCGGCUGUCGCCUGGUCGAUGAACUGGACGAGCCAGACGAAGCCGAGGCCGAGGCCAUCUCGGAUCUUUCAGCUCUCCGGUCGGCGUUCUUGGAAGAGGCCUCGGCGCUCGGAAUCAAGGUGCCUUUGAUGUCCGACCCUGCUGUGGUCAAGGCCUGUCGAGUAUACCACCUCUGCGAGUACAUCCUUCCCUGGUGGCUCGCGGAUGUCAAACAGGUGCCCGGAGACGACCGAAAUCAAGAGCGCCUGCGCCGAGCGAUGGAGCGACUCGAUAAGUAUCUUGGAUUCUUUGGCCUCUAGCUCUCACCCGGCCCAGAGUCGCCGGCGAUAUGUUGGUUGUCGCGAGCUGCGUCGAAGGAGCACAUUGGUUGUGAGCAAUGUAGCUUUGCGGCUCGGCGGCGGCACUUGGACAUAUGAAGCUUGGAUUGAUUGAACUCUGCGAUGAACAAUGUCAAUUCAUUCCAAGUCCCGUCGGUGAGCACCACUCCAACGUGUGGGAAAUUCUACUGGGAUGUUACGUUUUGUCUUGGAGGGGCUGCCCCAGUGAUGGAGCGAGCUAGAGCGGUGAGCAGCGACGAGUUGCUGCAGAUCCGACGACCUGAGUUCAAUGAAACAACACACACCUGG
Molecule: messenger RNA, 1634 nt
Organism: Polychytrium aggregatum
Lineage: Eukaryota; Fungi; Chytridiomycota; Chytridiomycetes; Polychytriales
Exons: 1
Coding region: 135-1307 (390 amino acids)
Source: RefSeq, a predicted model, not a curated record